UAUCACUCACACUCUCUCUCCCUCAACAUAUCUCUCUCCCUCUCUCUCUAAGUUUCAGCCAUGUCUCUCCUCUCCGAUCUCGCCAAAAUAAACCUCUCAAACACCACUGAGAAGAUCAUCGCCGAGUACAUAUGGAUCGGUGGUGGAUCUGGUAUGGACCUAAGAAGCAAAGCAAGGACACUGCCAUCAAAUGUGACAGACCCAGCAAAACUGCCCAAGUGGAACUACGAUGGUUCCAGCACAAACCAAGCAACCGGGGACAACAGUGAAGUUAUCUUAUAUCCUCAAGCAGUGUUUAAGGAUCCAUUCCGGGGAGGAAACAACAUACUGGUUAUUUGCGAUGCAUACACGCCAGCUGGCGAGCCAAUUCCUACCAACAAAAGACACAGUGCCGCCGAGAUAUUCAGUCACCCUGAUGUCACCGCUGAGGAGCCUUGGUAUGGCAUUGAACAAGAAUACACACUUCUUCAAAAGGACACAAAGUGGCCAAUUGGAUGGCCAGUUGGUGGCUACCCUGCUCCUCAGGGACCUUACUACUGUGGUAUAGGAGCAGACAAGGCCUAUGGCCGAGAUAUCGUCGAUGCGCAUUACAAGGCUUGCCUCUAUGCUGGAAUUGACAUCAGUGGAAUCAACGGCGAAGUUAUGCCUGGCCAGUGGGAGUUUCAAGUUGGUCCUGUUGUUGGUAUUGCUGCUGCAGAUCAAUUAUGGGCUGCGCGAUACAUUCUUGAGAGGAUCACAGAAAUUGCUGGAAUUACUGUCUCAUUUGAUCCAAAACCAGUCCCGGGUGAUUGGAAUGGUGCUGGUGCUCAUACUAACUUCAGUACCAAGUCAAUGAGACAUGAAGGCGGGAUCGAUGUGAUCAAGAAGGCGAUUGAGAAACUAGGCAAGCGCCACCAGGAGCACAUUGCAGCCUAUGGUGAAGGAAAUGAGAGAAGAUUGACCGGUCGCCAUGAGACUGCUGACAUCAACUCAUUUUCAUGGCAGGGUGUGGCAAACCGUGGAGCAUCUGUUCGUGUUGGUCGCGAUACUGAGAAAGCAGGAAAAGGCUACUUUGAAGACAGAAGGCCAUCAUCAAACAUGGAUCCAUACAUUGUAACCUCAAAGAUCGCCGAGACCACUAUUCUCUGGAAGCCAUAGAAGUGAAGCCAAGUUUGGAAGGUAAUGCAAAGAGAGUAGGGAUGGCAUAUUCAAAAUAAGCCUCUCUCUUGUGGGUUACUGAUUUGAAUGUACUUUGACUAAUUUUUGUUUCUCAUGUGUUUAAACUUUUGAUCAUGACAUUGUUGAAAAUGUCCCCCUUGUGUUUAAGUACUUGCCUUUUCUUUAUAAUAAAGAAGAUAGUCUAGAAUUGGUUGUGAUU
Molecule: messenger RNA, 1357 nt
Organism: Humulus lupulus (European hop)
Lineage: Eukaryota; Viridiplantae; Streptophyta; Magnoliopsida; Rosales; Cannabaceae
Product: glutamine synthetase nodule isozyme-like
Exons: 13
Coding region: 61-1137 (358 amino acids)
Cellular component (GO): cytoplasm
Molecular function (GO): glutamine synthetase activity
Source: RefSeq, a predicted model, not a curated record